CAGUAUGGAUCUGUUUCAAUCGUGUCUUGACCUGCUCAUGGCAUCAAAGGACACAUUAACAGCAGCUCUCUGUUGGCUGCUAUUUUAUCUUGUCAACUAUCCUGAUUGGCAGCAAAGUCUCCACCAAGAGAUUAUGAAGGUGUGCGGUGCAUCCGGCUACCCAUCGUACAGCGAGCGCAGUCGCCUGCCUCACGUGCAGGCGUUCAUAUCAGAGGUGCUGCGGCACGCCAGUGUUGUCUGCGUGCCCCCGCAGCACAUGCUGAAAGUUGGUGCCACCACACUGCAAGGUUACGACAUACCUGCCAACGCCCAGGUCUGUGCUAAUCUGUGGGCGGUGCAUCACGAUGAGUCAUUGUGGCUCAACCCACACAGAUUCUCUCCCGAUCGCUGGCUGACCCCCCAGGGAGAGUAUACAGAGUGCAGCACACUCAUUCCCUUCUCUAUUGGACAAAGACUCUGUGUUGGCUCUCAAUUGGCUGAGAUGGUGAUAUUUCUAUUCCUGACAACAUUAGUGCAGGACUUCACAUUCAAGCCACCAGAGGGGGUGCAUGACCUUCCACUGGAUUCUACUUAUAGGCUGGCGAGAUCUCCACUGCCAUUUGAUCUGAUAGUUGAAUGCAGAAAGUCAAAUUAACUAAACACACAUACAUGUAGAUGACUUAACAUAGCGUUACAUCUGUUACUGUGUACAGUUUGUGCACGUGUAUGUAUGUGCAAACUUUUAAAGUGCAAUAAUGGUAAUUCUUAAGGACAGAUUCAGGGUUGCAGGUGAAAUUUGGUCAAAAUAUCAACGGUACCCAUUUUAUUUGAUAGAUGCAGCUAUGCAUGUGUUGAUUAAUAAGUAUGUGGUCUCCCAAACAGUUCAAAAUCCCCUCUGUAUGCCAACCUGGCUGGCUGUGCAAGCCUCGGUUUGCCUUUUAAACACACAACUCUAAUGUUGUUAGUAAUGCUGCAGUUGCAGAUGUUUCAAUAUCGAUUCUCAGAACUCACAACUCCGAUUCGAAAGAUUUUGGUUCUGUUUCAAUGCUAACACAUAAUGGAGUAAAGGGCUCUCUGGAUUUUUUAUGAAAGAUUAUAUUUUAGAAGUUUUGGGUCUUUAUUUACAUUAUUGUUGUGUCAUAAAAACAUUAAAGAUUUUCGUGCAUCUUUUCAACUUAUUUCUUGCAAUUCCAUGGACCCUUUACUAGUGCAUACUAUGAACAACUUAUGGCUAAACAUUUAGGUUCCAGCCCUUUGCUGUUUCUGAGAAAUGUUGAUAAAAGCAUUUUUUUUCAUAUAAAUUUACAAUUUGUGCUGUCACGUAAUUAGCGAUGAGGUUUCUGUGAUAAUUUUCAUGGUGAGUGUAGAGCGACUCCUCGGUUAUUAAAUAGAUGUGUGUUUGAUUGGAUUUAAUGAGCAGUCAUAUUGUAGUGCCCUUCAUAGCCCGGGUACCUGUCUGUAACCCUGAGUGUAUCCUUAAACAAGAGAUACUCCCAGACGUCACAUGUAGAAUGCCAUAAUGAAGUAUUGCCAUUUCUUGCAUAUAAACAUGUGCCUUAUCUUAUCUUAUAUUAUCUUAGCCAAUAAAUAGUAUGAUCUU
Messenger RNA from Priapulus caudatus, 1579 nucleotides. Its product is annotated as cytochrome P450 2U1-like. The record is from RefSeq and is a predicted model, not a curated record. The transcript has 3 exons. NCBI's taxonomy places the organism in Eukaryota, Metazoa, Priapulida, Priapulimorpha, Priapulimorphida, Priapulidae. Gene Ontology annotation, molecular function: oxidoreductase activity, acting on paired donors, with incorporation or reduction of molecular oxygen, reduced flavin or flavoprotein as one donor, and incorporation of one atom of oxygen; heme binding; iron ion binding. Gene Ontology annotation, biological process: xenobiotic metabolic process. Gene Ontology annotation, cellular component: intracellular membrane-bounded organelle; cytoplasm. Bases 5 to 634 code for a protein of 209 amino acids.